UUUGGGGUUGGUGAUACUCCUCCCAAGUGGCAGACUUCUUUCUUUAGUGUGCCCCUUUUAUUUGUACAAUCCUUUGUUAUUUCUGUGUAAUGUAAUUUGUUCAUGACCAGGGAUCACUCCGCCUUUUUUGCUCUUCCAUAUAAUCAAUCAGUAUCUGAGUACAUAAUAUUCUUAGCUGUAAAUAACAUAUCCUUCCACUGAAUUCAGUUGUAGCAGAUAUCAUCAUCAAAAAUGUAGUACCCAGGUAAUAUCAGAUACAUGUAGUAAUGAUCUCAGGUGCUCUCAAUUCACUUUUCUGUAACAAUUGUGAAAAAAACAAUUUCUGGGAUUUGCACUGCACUUAAGUUAUACGAGAGAUCAAAUUAGUAAUUGAGUUGUACUGUAAGAAAAGUUAAAUGGGUUGAUAUUUUUCCUGGUCAAGGUUCUUCUGGCUGGCUGCCAUCAUCAAUGGAAUACAGUCUGUGUUCUUUUACUGUGGCUGCUCAGACUUAUGAAGGGUCCGAUUAUCAGAGAAUUUACUCUCACUCUAAGUGACAGUAGUUUUAUGCAAUUACAACAUUUUGUCAUAUUCUAAGAUAGUCUUAAGGUAAAUCUGAACAUUCUGACUGGUUCUUUCUUGGUUGGGAUUUUGCCAUACAGACCAUUUCCAUGAAAAUGGGCAUAAGCUGUGUAUCUUUUGUAUUUGAAAGCCUGGCCUGAGUGCCAUAUAAUAAAGUACUCUCUAACCUAUAGUGUGUGUAGCUUGCUCAAGCCGUACUAGAGAAUAUUGGCCCUCAGUUGUUCUGAAUGGAGUUCGCUGUGCUCGGUCCGUAUUGCCAGGACCUAGGGCAAUAUUCGUAAGCAUGGCCCUCUCGCUGGGCUAGUAUUAAGAGGUGAAUACUGAAAAUAAUUUUCAGGCUAUCCCAUAGGCCCUCCACAUUAUAUUUACAAAUGCUGCAUUACAUUGUUUUGUAGGAACAAAGCAGAACUUUUUUUAAAAUUAUUUUGGUCGUUAUUUUAAAAGGCUCCUUUGUUCAAGGCAGGCCACCUUUAUCAAUGGUACACAAUCAGUUGCCAUUUCCUGCAUGCAGUCAGACUCCAGGUCAAACUUCUCAGACACAAAGUCGUCAUCCUCAGAUUGCUUUUAAAGAAGGCAAACCUGGUGACGGUGACCUAGAUGAGCUGGCAGGAAUGAUUGCUGCAAAGUGGCAGGAGCUGGGACUUCACCUUGGCAUUUCUCAAGAUAAACUGGAUGAAAUAGAUGCUAAUGAAAAACGUAAAGCGUAUCGGAUGUUACUUCACUGGAGAAAUACAACAGCUUCAACUACACUUUACUGUGACCUCUACUAUGCUUUGUGUCAUCCUAGAGUUAGUCUCAAUAACGUGGCCAAACAAUGUUGUGGGUUCUCUGUUCAAGACAGGUCACCUUUACCAGUGCAACACAUUCAGUUGCCUUUUGCUACAUGCGAUCAGACUCCAGUUGAAACUUAUCAAACAAGUCACACUCAGAGAAAGCAGAAAAGGACAUUACCACCCAGUUUCCAGUCCAGUCCCCAGGAUCCUAAACAACCCAGACUCACAACUGCAGACCAAGCAGGUUCCUCUGGUCAUGGCAGGCCACCUUCAUGGCUGGAACACAAGCAGUUGCCUUUUCCUGCAGUCCCUCAGACUCCAGCUCAAACUUAUCAGACAAGUCACCCUCAGAGUUCCUCUAGCUGGUUGCCAUUAUCAAUGGAAUAUAGUCUGUGUUCUUCUACUGUGGCUGCUCAGACAAAUGAAGGGCCUGAUUGUCAGAGAAAUUACUCUCAGAGCUCCUUUGUUCAACGCAGGCCACCUUUAUCAAUGGAACACAAUCAGUUGCCAUUUCCUGCAUGCAGUCAGACUCCAGUUGAAACUUCUCAGACACAAAGUCAUCAUCCUCGGAGUGAGUAGGAAAUUUUUUAAUAUGUAGCCAAAACAAAUAACGACUUCAAACAGGUACAUGUAGUUAUAGCUACUCACCUCACUGCAUAACUGAGAUUCUGAUUGAUAGAAAAGAAAUAUCUUGUCAAUAUCUUGUAAUCCAUUGGACCAAUUUUUAACAGUGUCGAUGUAGAGCAGUGUUGUUCCCAGACAGAAUUCAAGAGCUUUG
Messenger RNA from Orbicella faveolata, 2110 nucleotides. RefSeq lists its product as uncharacterized. Gene Ontology annotation, molecular function: protein binding. NCBI's taxonomy places the organism in Eukaryota, Metazoa, Cnidaria, Anthozoa, Scleractinia, Merulinidae. The record is from RefSeq and is a predicted model, not a curated record. Gene Ontology annotation, biological process: signal transduction.